AUGGAUUUACCAGCGAACUACGAAAAACAUGUCAUUGUUUGCCAAUUGUGUGAUAAAGUGCUUGUGAAACCGAAGACGCUCCAGUGCAUGCACUCAUUUUGUUCAACAUGCCUCCUGGCCUUCUUCAAGAGUAUUCCAGCGGACGAACAGACAUAUUGUUUCUUCCAUUGUCCGUCUUGUCGGACUACGACGAAACUUCCAGUUUCAGAUAUUCCGGUUGACUCUUGGCUACCACUGAUUCCAAACAGCAUUCUGCUGAUGACACUCAUAGAACGUGUUUCUCUAGCGGAGGUAAAAAACUGCGUUCCUUGUGCGCGAGGAGAUGCUGUCACGACCGCAUUGUCAUGGUGUUACGAUUGUGGUGAAGCUCUGUGUGAACAAUGUGUCAUCUAUCAUCAACGAAUGAAAGUGUUGAUGGACCAUACUGUUCUUAAUUUAGAUGACAUCAGGAACAAACCGUCAAAGAUGGCGGAGACUGGAGAGCUUUGCCAGACCCACGCUGGGAAAAUUGUGGAGGCUUUCUGCCAGGACCAUGACUGCCUGUGUUGUUUGGAUUGCGUCACACACGAGCACAAGAAAUGUCCGAAGGUUAGGUCGCUGGGUGAGAUCUCCGCGGGAAUCAGAGACAGUGGCGUCAUCAAGGCAGUGGCUGAUCAAUUAAAAUGGGUGGAAAAUCAUGCUCUUGCAGUCAUCAACAGUCGGUCAAGCACAGUUGAAGAACUUGAUCGUAAAAGGGAGACCAUUUUAUCAGACGUCGCAUCUUUACGAGAUGAAAUCGAAUCACUUCUUCAACAGAUGGAAACAAAACUGAAUGAAGAAUUAUCAAAAAUGCACGGAGCAGUUGUUGAAAAGCUAAACCUCCAAAGCAAGGACUUUGAAUAUGUAUACAAAGCAGCCGACAACGGGAAGAAAGUUCUUGCUGUAUCUAAAGCUAUGGGCACGGAUAGUGAGGUUUAUGUCUCCACACAAAAACUCCGGAAAAGAUGCGAAGAGCAUGAGGAGUUCGUGAAAUCCGAGAGCAGCAAGGUUUUUAACUACAACUAUGAAUUUGUGGUUAAUGACGUCAUCAAUGAGUUCACUAAAAACGUUCUCUCUAUCGGAAGAAUAAACAUCCUGAGAGCACCAAAUAACAUACUUCCGGCUUAUAUGAAAGACAUGCGCAUUGACAAGAUUUUAGAAAUAAACGGGAAGUGUCCAAUGGACUCAAACCACUGUUGGUUUACUGGAGGACUGUUUACAUCUACAGGGUUUCUCGUCUUGGCAGACUACAGAAACCGAAAAAUAAAAUGUUUCAAUGAAUCCGGUAGCAUGGUGUCAUCACUGGAGCUUCGUAGUCAGCCUUGGGAUAUUUGUGAGCUUCAAAGUGGAGAAUUAGCAGUUACCGUCCCAGAGGAGUCUACCAUCAAUCUUUUGACGUUGAAUCAUGAAGGAGAUGUUGCUUUCAGUGGUCAAACGAUGGAGGUAGGAACAGGAUGUCACGGUAUUCAACUAGUGGAAGAAACAUUAUUGACUGCAUGUUCUAACGAAAUACGCGUGCUUGACACGUGUGGAAAGGUACAGAGCACUCAUCCGUUGGGGGAACGUGGUACGAGAUAUGUUGUGACUGACUGCAAAAACAUCAUUUUUACAGACAAAGUCGGUACAACAUCAAGAAGCUUGUCCGGAACAAACGUUUUCAAGUAUCGGGACCCCGAUUUACGCUCUCCGCGUGGAAUUGCACGCGAUCACGAGAACAAUUUGUAUGUAUGUGGGAUGGAUUCAAAUAAUGUCCACCAACUCACAAAGGACGGUAAACUCAACAAGGUACUAUUGAGUGCCAAAGACGGCAUAAGGAACCCUUACGCUAUUGGAUUUCAGCGAGAGACGACUAAACUUUUCCUGACACAGAUGGACUGUGACGUUGUUCUCCUGUACAACCUGGUGACAAGGUGGUAA
Ylistrum balloti is the source of this 1935-nucleotide messenger RNA. Its product is annotated as E3 ubiquitin-protein ligase TRIM8-like. Gene Ontology annotation, molecular function: zinc ion binding. The transcript has a single exon. The record is from RefSeq and is a predicted model, not a curated record. The coding region runs from base 1 to 1935 and encodes 644 amino acids. Lineage: Eukaryota; Metazoa; Mollusca; Bivalvia; Pectinida; Pectinidae.